AGCUGUCCCUCUGUAUUGCCGGAACAAAAAAAAUACACUUCCAAGCUAAUAUAAACUUUAAUUAAACACAUGCUUUGUAGAGGUAUCGUCGAACGUCUUUGAUCUUAAGCUUUUUUCACAAGGAGCGAGUGUUUGUGUUUUAAAUCUACUUUAAUAUAAAUUCGCGACAGGCUUAGAUUCGAACGCAUGAACAAGAAGGAGUGACACAUCUGCCACAUUUGCAAGCGGGGAUAUUGCCUGAAAACAUUAAUCAAGACAGCUGUCUACAGCCCUCAUCAUGAUUCACAGCUUGUUUCUGAUAAACAAUGCUGGCGAUUUAUUCCUGGAGAAACACUGGAAGAGUGUCGUAAGCCGCUCCGUCUGCGAUUAUUUUUUCGAAGCACGAGAGAAGGCAGUGGAACCUGACAAUGUGCCUCCUGUCAUCCGCACCCCUCAUCACUAUCUCAUAAACAUCUACCGUGAGAAGAUCUUCUUUGUUUCUGUCAUCCAAACAGAAGUGCCUCCACUCUUUGUAAUAGAAUUUCUGCAUCGAGUCGCAGAGACAUUUCAGGACUAUUUUGGAGAAUGUUCUGAGACCACUAUCAAGGACAAUAUGGUCAUAGUCUAUGAGCUCUUGGAGGAAAUGUUGGAUAACGGCUUCCCCCUCGCCACAGAAUCCAACAUCUUGAAAGAACUCAUCAGACCUCCCACAAUCCUGCGGUCGAUGGUCAACACCAUCACAGGCAGUAGUAAUGUUGGUGACACACUCCCUACUGGUCAGCUCUCCACUAUCCCAUGGAGAAGAGCAGGUGUGAAAUACACCAAUAAUGAGGCUUACUUUGAUGUGGUGGAAGAGAUCGAUGCCAUCCUGGAUAAGUCUGGAACUACAGUCUUUGCAGAAAUCCAGGGAGUUAUUGAUGCUUGUGUCAAGCUCUCUGGAAUGCCAGACCUUACGCUCUCAUUUAUGAACCCCAGGCUCCUGGACGACGUGAGUUUUCAUCCGUGCGUCCGUUAUAAGAGAUGGGAAAGUGAAAGAGUUAUCUCCUUCAUUCCCCCCGAUGGAAACUUUCAGCUCAUGUCGUAUCAUAUCAGUGCGCAAAACCUUGUAGCAAUCCCUAUAUAUGUGAAGCAGAACAUCAGUUUCUUUGAGACUGGACCUUCAGGAAGACUGGACAUCACUGUGGGUCCUAAGCAGACCAUGGGAAAGACUGUGGAGUGUUUGGUAGUGACUGUACACAUGCCCAAAGUGGUUCUCAGUGCCAGCCUCAAUGCAACUCAGGGAACCUACAACUAUGAUCCCGUCACAAAGAUUUUGGUGUGGGAUAUAGGGAAACUUAACCCCCAGAAGCUUCCCAAUCUGAAAGGAAGUCUAAGUCUGCAGUCUGGAGCUCCUAAACCAGAGGAGAACCCAAGUCUGAACAUUGACCUGAAAAUCCAGCAGUUAGCCAUCUCAGGACUGAAAGUCAAUCGUCUAGACAUGUACGGAGAGAAAUAUAAACCAUUCAAGGGUGUGAAAUAUGUGACCAAAGCUGGGAAGUUCCAGGUCAGAACAUGAGGCCAGCUGCAGAGUAUCACAAGGAUAUGCCAAAAGUUUAUUAGAGGUGCCAUUUUCUAAGUGACAAAUCAUACAGAAUUGCAACCUUGUGCACAAUCUCCCUUGCAUUUUAAAAAAAAAUAUCAGUUACAUUUGUUAUUGUAAUAUUUAUCUUUUUUGUUUUGUGGGCAAUUACUGGCAAUUUGCAAGAAGUGAAAAUCUUUCCACUGGAGAGUAUUGGGAAAGCAUUUGCUUUGGGAAUCUUUCACUUCAUAUCAACAACAUUCCAUUAAUGUAUUAGAACUGUGUUACGUUAGGUUGAAGGUACGGUAAAUCUUUGCCAGAAACACAUUACAUUAAUCACAAUACUGCUCUACAGUCUUUGAUAUUGUCACAAAACAAUACUUGAGAGUUUUUGCACAUAUUCACAGGCCUUAUUUUUUCAUUUACAUUUAUUUGCCAGUUCGGUGGCCUUUGAAUGAAAAAAAAAAUACUUUGAGGAGGCCUCACACACUCAAAUGGCCUUUCUUUAAAAGAACAGUCACGCUUAUAGCAGGACAUGUUUACAAUGAUGCAAUCUACUACACAAGCACAUCACUGCUCAGAGGUGAAUAGAAGCUGUAUCUGCUUGAGAGACAAUUUACACUUAAAGUAGUUUGCCACAUACAAGCAUUAUGGAGCCAUUAUGAGCUCAAGUGAUAAAAUCAGUUCUGUUGCACUGACCUGCAGUGAUACGGUAGAUAUGCAGGUCUGCCACCUUCCAGUGAAGCUUUGAGGAUUUGCACACAAGGACACAGAAUUGCAUUAUUUUGUAAAAUGUCAGGCAUUUUAAGAUAUGUAUUUAAACCAAAAGCCUUCAGAUUUAUAAAGUUUGCGAAAAAAAUGA
This is a messenger RNA of Onychostoma macrolepis, 2399 nucleotides long. RefSeq names its product adaptor related protein complex 3 subunit mu 1 (gene ap3m1). The record is from RefSeq and is a predicted model, not a curated record. The transcript has 9 exons. The coding region runs from base 278 to 1534 and encodes 418 amino acids. Gene Ontology annotation, biological process: endocytosis; intracellular protein transport. NCBI's taxonomy places the organism in Eukaryota, Metazoa, Chordata, Actinopteri, Cypriniformes, Cyprinidae. Gene Ontology annotation, cellular component: clathrin adaptor complex; cytoplasmic vesicle.